Molecule: messenger RNA, 1119 nt
Organism: Cajanus cajan (pigeon pea)
Lineage: Eukaryota; Viridiplantae; Streptophyta; Magnoliopsida; Fabales; Fabaceae
Biological process (GO): regulation of DNA-templated transcription
Cellular component (GO): nucleus
Molecular function (GO): sequence-specific DNA binding; DNA-binding transcription factor activity
Source: RefSeq, a predicted model, not a curated record
GUGUCACACAAAAUUGGAAGAAAAUAUUUUAUCCAAAGCCUAUGUUUUGGGGAGAAGUUAUGGCAGGCCAUAUAGGAAGGGGUGUGAUAGAGGAAGAGGUAUGGAGGAAGGGACCUUGGACUUCUGAAGAGGACAGGUUGCUUCUUGAGUAUGUCAGGCUGCAUGGUGAAGGCAGAUGGAACUCUGUUGCUAGGCUUGCAGGAUUGAAGAGAAAUGGGAAGAGCUGCAGAUUGAGAUGGGUGAAUUAUCUGAGACCAGACCUCAAGAGGGGACAGAUAACACCACAAGAAGAGAGCAUAAUUGUAGAGUUGCAUGCUAGAUGGGGAAACAGGUGGUCAACAAUUGCAAGAAGCUUGCCAGGGAGAACUGACAAUGAGAUAAAAAACUAUUGGAGGACUCACUUCAAGAAAAAGACAAAAAGUCCCUCUGAUGCAGCAGAGAAGGCUAGAAAUAGACUCUUGAGGAAGCAACAAUUUCAUCAGCAACAGCAACUGCAGUUUCAGCAGCAGCAAGCACAACAACAACAACAAUUGCAAUUCAACUUUGACAUGAAAGGCAUCAUGGCCUUUCUUGAGGAAAACUAUCAUAGAGCACCUUAUGUAUCUCAAACUAGACAGGAAAUGGUCAACAUGCACCAAAACACCACAGAAGAACAAGGGUACUUGUACUCUAUGCUCAAUAGCAGCUCUUCUGGUUGUUCCGCACCAGAGACCUCAGGUGAAGAAAAUUUGUGGGAUGGUCUGUGGAACUUAGAUGAUGUUCAUGGCAAUUUCAGUGUGGCUAGUGCAGCAAGCAAAGCUGGUCUAUACAAUUUGGUUGCUCCCUUUUGUUAAUGCUUAAAGUACUCCUAGCUAGUGUUAUGGUUUUUGGUUAAGCAAAGUACUCCUUGCUAACUUCAGUCAUAGUUUCAUAAGGCUCCAAAACCGAGGAGCUUUAGAGUUUGGAUUAGUUGUUACUACAUAAGGUGUGUGCUAGGGGUAGUAAAUGAUAUUCUGAAGGCAACUUUUGUAACCUGUCAAUAAAGUGUCUCAAAUUUUCUUAUAAAACUAAUAUGAACUUGUCUUAUGCUUUGGUCAUUGUUUUGGGGUAACAAGCACUAAUAACAACUUUCCAUCGUCU